AAGAACAUAAUGGUUGGAACUUUUUCUGGGUCUGGAAGAUCAUUAGCUGAUACUCAUUCUUCUUCUCCAUGUUUGUGCUUGAAUUCUAGUCUUAACUCAGGUAUCUCUAAUUUCAAGACUACUGGGGAAUUGGGUUUGUGGAGAAGCUUUAAGGCUAGGAAACAGUUGAAUUUAAGCAGUAGUUUCUUGGAAGCAUGGUGUGAGUUGAAGUUAUCUGCAAAGAUGAUAUCUUUGGCUGUAAAUGGGGUUUCAAGACAGAAACAAAAGAUUGGGAAAUUCACUGUUGUUGGUGGCUUGGAAGUGGAGGAUGAUGAUUCAGGGGAAGAUGUUAAAAAUGAAAUGAUCAAUGUUAUAACUUACAAAGCUGUACGGACUGUUCUGCAACAACUCUAUGAGAUGAACCCGCCACAGUACACAUGGUUUUACAAUUUUAUAGUACAACACGUGCCUAACACGGGGAAAGAAUUCCUUCAACAGCUUUUCAAGGAAAAGCGGGAACUUGCUGAGAGAGUGAUGAUAACCCGUCUUAACCUUUACAGUAUAUGGAUGCAGAAAUGUGAUCAUGCUGAAAUAUAUAACAGAAUAUCUGAUCAGAACGUGGAAUUGAUGCGUGAACGACUCACUCAAACUGUUAUAUGGGCAUCUGAAGAUGAUGAGAUUGCUGGAAGUUUGGAUUGAUUAAUGGGAGAAGCCUAAGCUCUCUUUGGUGUUUUUGCCCUUCCUUUUCUCCAUUAGUCUUGAUAGGCAAAACCGUUCUCCAGUGGUUGUCAGUCAUUUCAAGUAACAAUUUAGCUCUGGAUAUGUAACCAUAUCGUGAUAAAAGGUUGUUGCGGGUGGGCUGAGGAGGGAUGUGAAAGGCAUCCGUCUGACAAAUAUAUCAGGCUACAUGCUUUGAUCUGUAUAUCAUCCAUGUGUGGCCUCAACUUUUAUUGUUCUGAUGGGGGAUGAAAUAUUUACACUAGCAUUUUUUA
Molecule: messenger RNA, 971 nt
Organism: Lycium ferocissimum
Lineage: Eukaryota; Viridiplantae; Streptophyta; Magnoliopsida; Solanales; Solanaceae
Product: chaperonin-like RbcX protein 2, chloroplastic
Exons: 5
Coding region: 10-678 (222 amino acids)
Biological process (GO): ribulose bisphosphate carboxylase complex assembly
Molecular function (GO): protein folding chaperone
Source: RefSeq, a predicted model, not a curated record